GGCUGAUGAUCUCGGGCUUUGCCCAGGCCGGGGCGGCCCUGGCCAAGCAGGAGUACGUGAGCCGGGCCGCGCAGGCGGCCGCCUUCCUGCGGAGACACCUUUUCGACCCCACCAGUGGGAGGUUGCUGCGGAGCUGCUACCGGGGCGCAGACAGCGCGGUGGAGCAGAGCACUGUGCCCAUCCAGGGCUUCCUGGAGGAUUACGUCUUCGUCAUCCAGGCUCUCUUUGACCUGUACGAAGCCUCGCUGGAGCAGAGCUGGCUGGAGUGGGCCCUGCAGCUCCAGCACACGCAAGACAAGCUCUUCUGGGAUCCCAAAGGCUUUGCGUAUUUCUCCAGCGAGGCUGGUGACCCCUCUCUGCUCCUGCGCCUGAAGGACGACCAAGAUGGAGCAGAGCCCACCGCCAACUCCGUUGCUGUCACAAACCUGCUCCGAGUGGCUUGUUACUCCGGCCACAUGGAGUGGGUGGAGAAAGCCGAGCGGAUCUUGGCCGCCUUCUCAGAGAGGCUGCAGAAGAUCCCGAUAACCCUGCCAGAGAUGGCCCGGGCCACCGCUGUCUUCCAUCACACCCUCAAACAG
Phaethon lepturus (White-tailed tropicbird) is the source of this 578-nucleotide messenger RNA. Its product is annotated as spermatogenesis-associated protein 20-like. The record is from RefSeq and is a predicted model, not a curated record. The annotation marks the transcript as partial. Gene Ontology annotation, biological process: carbohydrate metabolic process. The transcript is spliced from 3 exons. NCBI's taxonomy places the organism in Eukaryota, Metazoa, Chordata, Aves, Phaethontiformes, Phaethontidae.